AUCAUUCGAGUAUCGCACUUGGACAACUUCGCACGCGUCUUCCGAUUUUUCCGCUCGAGCGCUAGUUAUACUUUUUAUCUUACGUUCGUCCUCACAGCACACUAGAUUGCGGUGAACACUCGCGCGCGCGGAAAUUUAUUGUUCAAGUAUUUUUGUCGCGCACUUGUCACCGCCAGCAGCGCGGUGCAACAGCCACCACAGUAGGCUUGUGUGUUAUUGUUUGAAACGGUGUGAAUAAAGGGCGCAGAAGAGGUGAUAACAAAGUCUCUGAUCAGUGAUGCAACGGUGUGGGGAAUGAUGGGAUUGAAGAAGUUUUAAUCAAGGAAAGUUAAGAACAAACUUAAGUAUAGAAAAGGGAAUCAAAGUUAAAGAAAGUGUGAACAAAGGUUGCUGUCAGUGACCGCAAAAGUGACAGCCUGUCAAGGGGUUAAAGGCGCAAAAUAUUAAGGGGUUUCGUAGAUCGCGAAAUCGAAAGUCUAUACUAAUCGGAGAAGGUAUAAAAAGUGUCCGUGUUCGAUAUUAGUGCGAAUUAAUCACUUGUCAGAAGAAAAUCUGGAUGAAAAAUAGCGCUUCGGUGUACGACUAGUGCGGAAAAUUGUGCCAAAAAAAGUUGCUGUCUUCAUCAGAAUCGUGUACAAAGAUUAAUAUUUGUUUUGUGUUUUGUAAACAACGAUUGCCGCGGUGUAAUUAACGACGUGUCUUAAACAAGGAAGAUUUUACCAAGGGGGGCAUUUCUACGUUGCCUAUAUCUACCGCGCGAAGCAGGCGACGAGUGAUUGUGUGAGCUAAGUGUGCCACGGCGUCGCUCUAGUACGUUCAAAACGCGCGCGGAGAGAGGCACCUCAACGCGAUCAGAGUUGGCGCUGGACGGGGCCGAGGUAGUAGGCGACGGUGCUUGGAGUCACGAUUCGUCCUCCCCGUCGUCGCUAAGGAUGAGCUUGAAGAAGGCGAGCCGCACCAAAAGUCUGUCGCUGAGCGGCGAUGACUUCCCGUUGCGACCGGCUAAGCCGCGGGCGGCCUUCGUUACGGCCAAACGGCCCGAGGACACGAUGAAGAUCUUGAAGUACAUCGACGACAACGUGAUUGGCAAGGGUGUCGCAUUCCUGGGCCCGUACGGCCGACGAAAAGUCGUCUACGCCGAUUAUGCAUCCUCAGGUCGUUCGCUGCAGUUCCUCGAAGACUACAUCAACAAGGAAGUUCUACCGGCGUUCGGUGAUACAAACUGCGUCUCCGCCGUCACAGGUCUCCAGUCACAUCUAUAUGAUAACGAAGCGCGGGAUUUGGUACGGGUAGCGGUUGGUGCGGCCACCGAAGAUGAAGUCGUAUUUUGUGAUAAUCCAGCCGAACGGCUGUGCUUCCUGCUGUCGAACUCCAGUCUUCAUCAUCAGAAAGCUACGCAGUCACUUCCACCGGUGCUGUUUGUCAGCACAUCGGAGCCCAUACGGAAUCUGCGCCAGUGGAUCGACGCCGGUUGGCACGUGGAACGGAUAAUCAAAAACCACGAAGGUUUUUUGGAUUUGGUGGAUCUGGAGAAGCGCCUGAUGCAGUACUCGGAAGCCAAAAGGACCAUGGUGGGUCUAUUUUCGGGAGCAUCGCGUUUAACGGGGAUCUUGGCAGACGAUGUGGCGACCACAAUUCUACUCCAUCAGUAUGAUGCUCUGUCGAUAUGGGAUCACAGCAUUGUGGCGUCGUGUGCACCAAUUGUGACAAAUCCGAUUCUUCCAGGAGCGCAGAAAGAUGCAAUAUUUUUUCACUGCAAUAAAAUGAUAGGGGGUAUACAGGCUCCAGGUGUUCUUGUGGUUAAACGUAAGUUGGUAGAGAAUUCGGUUUCGUUUUUACACGAUACCGUUGGGGUAGUGGAGGCUGUGAGGGCAGGGUUAGUCUUACAACUGAAGGAAUCGCUGGGGGUUCAAGCGAUCAUGAGCCGAAUGGAGAAAAUCUGCAAACAAAUACUGGCACAUGUCAGGACGAUACCAGAGAUAGCACUGUUGGGUCCUCCCUGUACCACAGCGAAACGAUUGACAACUCUGUGUUUUAUGGUGCGUCAUCCGAGAGGUGCUUUUCUACAUCAUCGUUUUGUGGUAGCCGUGCUGAACGAUGUAUUUGGGAUUCAGGCAACGGCGGAUAAUAUGAUAUCGGAUUCUCUGGGGAUAAAUCCACAGCUAGCAGUAGAGUACGAUAAGGUGUUAAACGACGAAUCUCUGAAGGCAGCUAGCGUUCAUCCGGGAUAUAUCAGAAUCACGUUUCCGUAUUUCAUGCCCGAGGCUGAGGUAGCAUUCAUUCUCGAAGCGCUCAAAAUGGUGGCCACAGAGGCUUGGAAGCUGCUACCUCAGUACGACGUAGACGAUCGCACCGGGGAAUGGAGGCACCACUCAAACUCCCUGGCAAAAGAGCGCAAAUGGUUGGGUGCCAUUCGAUACACCGAUGGAAAGAUGUUGUUUUCCGACAGGAGAAUUUCUGGUCCCGGAACGUUUCCACAGAGCUACUCGGACUGUCUUCAAACUGCACGUAAUUUGUUCAAUCGUGCCCGGAAAAUGGCACAAAAGUCAACUACGGACGAAGUUGUUCUCAAGUUGCCGAACGCCUCUUUGGAAAGUUUGCGAUGGUACAUGUUACCUGGAGAGGCUCACGAACUACUGCUGGGACAUUCACACAGCGUCAAGAAUACGGUGCCAUUCGAUCCCACUAAGAUUCCAGAGAAUCCACUUUUGAUGAUUCAUCGUCAUCACAGUCUCUCGGCAUUGGAUAUCAAGCGUUUCAAAAGUCGUAGUCUUCCAGCAUCUCCGCUGCAGGUCUCCAUCCGACGGCAACACUCCAGCUCACCGAGUCAAUCACACAGUCCAACGCCAACGCCAACAUCAUCGCCUCCACUGGUACGGUUCUCGCUAGGAGGCGAAGUCAGCAACUACAGUCCACCGUCUCCACAUCAACUGCAGGUAACGAGCCUAACAAACAUGCGGGAUAUCAGCACUAGUCGCAACAGAUGCAAUAGCUGGGGAUCUCCAACGAGCACGGCAACAAUUGGCAGCCCUGUCGACCACGGUAGCCUAACUAAUCUUGAUUGCGCUGCUACUACUAAUGCCGCUUCGAACGACGAGACUAACUGUGGUGGAGGAAAUCUUGAUUUCUUUGGCCCUCAGACGCGAAACAGUCUUGGUUUGGGCCAGCAUCAGCGCCGUCGAUCGCAGGCGAUCGCGUUGACGUCAACGGCGGUUCCGAGAACUUCGGGUCGUACGGCGAGCCUCAUCGAACGAUCGCCAGCGAUGCCGACGCCUUCGUCUGUUGGUCGACCAGCGAAGCAGCGCUCUUGUUCCUGCAGUAGCCAGACGGAUCUGAGCAUUGGAUCCACCGAGAAUCUAGCCACUGCAGUAGGAGCGUCGCUCGCACCGAGUCUACCGAAUUUGCUGCAGUCGUUGCCAAUGGGAAGUAGCUGUAGUGAAACUGCCGAAGAUAUUCAGGCUUAUGUCAAAGAAGUGACCAAAGAGUUAGCAACGGAAAUCAAAUCCGAAAUCCGAGACGUCAUUUCCAAGGUGGAAGAUGCACUGGAGAGUACGGAUAGCUUGGAUAUGACGGGGGCUACCAUGAGUUCUCUUGGAAACAUAAGUUGCAAUAACGAUACCAAACGUGAUUCGAUCUCGGCAAGCGAUGUCGUUGACUAUCUGCGGGAGUUUAGCAAGGGAAUGAUGAACGAUGUCAAGUCGGAGAUCCGCGAUGUUGUGAAUGCCGUGGAUGAGAUCAUCUCGCCCGAGGGUUGUCUAGGGUCGCGCAAAAACUCUCCACCGGACAUCCUCAAGGGCAAUUCGGCCGGCGGCGGCGGUGGUGGACAUAGACUCUUGAUUAAGCAGCGCUUCAGUGAUAUCACACCCGACACCAGCCGGCCCAAGUCCGCCGACAUUGACAAACAUCGUUCGGAAUCGUUCCCUCGGCCAAACUCAUCAACCCAGGCUGCGACAGCGCCUAGUCCUGAACACUCGGGUCCGGGCUUCCCCUACACUGGUGCCAUCGCCAAAAAGUCAGAUCUCACCUCGUCCAUGUCAUCGCAGGACUCCGGCAUCAACAUGUGCUUCACCGAGCAGGACGACAAGAUUCGCAGCGCGCUCUGCAAAGAUAGAAAUCGUACAAUUUCAGCUCAUCUGGAAGGAGAUUCAGCGCGCCAUCAAACUCCCCAGCGAAGAGUUCAGUCGGAAUCAGCAGCUCCGGCGCUAGCAGCCCCCGAAAAUCCGGAACCAACACGGCUUCCAACCACACCGGAAGUGGUGGACGUGUUCACUCCGAAAAGUGCCCUCAUCCGUCAGUCGAACGUUCUGAAAAGUUCACCCUCGCAAGAGCUCGAUUCGGAUGCCAUUCCGGAAGGUGCCCGGUGGCUCAACCUUCCGAAGGACGUUUGGAAACAGGCAGCCGAGGCCCUGGAUGACUUCGGCAUGAUCAAAGACGGUGACCGCAUCCUGGUUUGCCUAUCCGGUUCCAGUUCCUCGCUCUGUCUGCUCCACCUGCUGCGGCAAUUCGUCCGCGCUCGGCAUCUCAGCAACAUCCAGCUGGCCACGGUUACCUUCGGCGACUGCGGCGUCGAUCCCCGGGCCCUCAUGCUGUACCUCCGGGAGCUGGGCGUCGAGUACUUCUACGAGCAGAGCGACUCCUCGGACAACCUGCAGGAAAGGCUCACCCAGGCGGCACAGCGCCGCGGUUACAACGUCCUAGCCAUGGCCAACACCCUGGACAAGCUGGCCGAUUGCUUCCUGGUGUCCCUGCUGUACAAAGGCAAAUUGAACCCCUUGCAAGCCAUCACAACCACACCGGCCACCGCCGGGGCCCAGCAGAUCCGAAUCAUCCGACCGUUGCUCUACAUCCGGGAACGGGCCCUGGAGGACUUUGCCGCGGCCAAGGCGCUCCCGACGAGGCCGUCACAUCUCUUCACGCGUCCACCGGAUGCCACCAACAGUAUUCUGCGCACACAGGAGGCCACCAAUCCGAACGUCUACGGUAACAUCCGGAGCGCCCUGAAGCCCCUGAUGGCGCUGAGGCUGGAAUCGACCAAGGCGACGUACGAAACGCUGAGGGCAUCGCUCGACACGAGGAAUUAACAGUAGAGGUUAUAGUCACACCGAAGUACAACCACACAAUCUUCCCCCUAUAGCACAGUAAGACGCGGCAGCCGUUUGUUAGUGAAUAGAAGAUGCAGACGAAGAAGAAGCUAGUUAGAAUAACUAAUUUUUAUCUUUAGGGACGAAAACAAUGUCUAAUCACUAUAAUUGUACGACGUGUGCGUGUCUUUGUGUUUGCGAAUGUAUUUAGUUGUAAGUUCAUUCUAGCUCUAUCCAAGUGAUAUAAAACGAGAAGAUUAUUUUAUACAAUAUGUUCUAUGUUUUACCAGGUAAAUAUACAAAAUGUUAUGAAACGAAAA
Molecule: messenger RNA, 5401 nt
Organism: Aedes albopictus (Asian tiger mosquito)
Lineage: Eukaryota; Metazoa; Arthropoda; Insecta; Diptera; Culicidae
Exons: 11
Coding region: 933-5081 (1382 amino acids)
Source: RefSeq, a predicted model, not a curated record